Messenger RNA from Notolabrus celidotus (New Zealand spotty), 4809 nucleotides. RefSeq names its product flocculation protein FLO11-like. Lineage: Eukaryota; Metazoa; Chordata; Actinopteri; Labriformes; Labridae. The transcript is spliced from 34 exons. The record is from RefSeq and is a predicted model, not a curated record. The coding region runs from base 1 to 4809 and encodes 1602 amino acids.
AUGGAAAGUCCUGUUCCAUCACAAGUUGAUGAAGUUGGAGCAGAGUUGGGGAUUGCCUUCAGUCCGACCACUCGAACUGAAGACCUCCCACAAAAUAAUGUUGUUGCUGAAACCUUGGCUGAAGCUGCAAAAAAUCCCAACAACAACUUCAAUGUGACUUUUAACCCCAAUGCAGUUUCAGUAACAGAUGGUCCAGUUCCAGAUGCACAAUCAACUGCCACACCUGGAACAACUACUGCUCCUCCAACAACAGCUGCUGCACCUCUUUAUACACUUGAAGCACAGUUGUUUAAUGAAGCUUUCACAGACCAAUUAAACAACCCUAACAGCCCUCAAUACAAAGAUCUUGAAUCAAGAAUUAUUAAAGCAUGUGAAGACAUUUACCAAGCAGAAUUCCCUCGUAAAUUUCUCAAGUGCACUGUGAAAGAGUUCAGUCCUGUUCCAUCACAAGUUGAUGAAGUUGGAGCAGAGUUGGCGAUUGCCUUCAGUCCGACCACUCCAACUGAAGACCUCCCACAAAAUAAUGUUGUUGCUGAAACCUUGGCUGAAGCUGCAAAAAAUCCCAACAACAACUUCAAUGUGACUUUUAACCCCAAUGCAGUUUCAGUAACAGAUGGUCCAGUUCCAGAUGCACAAUCAACUGCCACACCUGGAACAACUACUGCUCCUCCACCAACUCCAACAACAGCUGCUGAACCUCUCUACACAGUUCAAGCACAGUUGUUUAAUGAAACCUUCACAGACCAAUUAAACAACCCUAACAGCCCUCAAUACAAAGAUCUUGAAUCAAGAAUUAAAAAAGCAUGUAAAGAAAUAUACCAAGCAAAAUAUGGAAAGGCAUUUUCCCGGUGCAUUGUGAAAAAGUUCAGUCCUGUUCCAUCACAAGUUGAUGAAGUUGGAGCAGAGUUGGGGAUUGCCUUCAGUCCGACCACUCCAACUGAAGACCUCCCACAAAAUAAUGUUGUUGCUGAAACCUUGGCUGAAGCUGCAAAAAAUCCCAACAACAACUUCAAUGUGACUUUUAUCCCCAAUGCAGUUUCAGUAACAGAUGGUCCAGUUCCAGAUGCACAAUCAACUGCCACACCUGGAACAACUACUGCUCCUCCAACAACAGCUGCUGCACCUCUUUAUACACUUGAAGCACAGUUGUUUAAUGAAGCUUUCACAGACCAAUUAAACAACCCUAACAGCCCUCAAUACAAAGAUCUUGAAUCAAGAAUUAUUAAAGCAUGUGAAGACAUUUACCAAGCAGAAUUCCCUCGUAAAUUUCUCAAGUGCACUGUGAAAGAGUUCAGUCCUGUUCCAUCACAAGUUGAUGAAGUUGGAGCAGAGUUGGGGAUUGCCUUCAGUCCGACCACUCCAACUGAAGACCUCCCACAAAAUAAUGUUGUUGCUGAAACCUUGGCUGAAGCUGCAAAAAAUCCCAACAACAACUUCAAUGUGACCUUUAACCCCAAUGCAGUUUCAGUAACAGACGGUCCAGUUCCAGAUGCACAAUCAACUGCCACACCUGGAACAACUACUGCUCCUCCACCAACUCCAACAACAGCUGCUGAACCUCUCUACACAGUUCAAGCACAGUUGUUUAAUGAAACCUUCACAGACCAAUUAAACAACCCUAACAGCUCUCAAUACAAAGAUCUUGAAUCAAGAAUUAAAAAAGCAUGUAAAGAAAUAUACCAAGCAAAAUAUGGAAAGGCAUUUUCCCGGUGCAUUGUGAAAAAGUUCAGUCCUGUUCCUUCACAAGUUGAUGAAGUUGGAGCAGAGUUGGGGAUUGCCUUCAGUCCGACCACUCCAACUGAAGACCUCCCACAAAAUAAUGUUGUUGCUGAAACCUUAGCUGAAGCUGCAAAAAAUCCCAACAACAACUUCAAUGUGACUUUUAACCCCAAUGCAGUUUCAGUAACAGAUGGUCCAGUUCCAGAUGCACAAUCAACUGCCACACCUGGAACAACUACUGCUCCUCCAACAACAGCUGCUGCACCUCUUUAUACACUUGAAGCACAGUUGUUUAAUGAAGCUUUCACAGACCAAUUAAACAACCCUAACAGCCCUCAAUACAAAGAUCUUGAAUCAAGAAUUAUUAAAGCAUGUGAAGACAUUUACCAAGCAGAAUUCCCUCGUAAAUUUCUCAAGUGCACUGUGAAAGAGUUCAGUCCUGUUCCAUCACAAGUUGAUGAAGUUGGAGCAGAGUUGGGGAUUGCCUUCAGUCCGACCACUCCAACUGAAGACCUCCCACCAAAUAAUGUUGUUGCUGAAACCUUGGCUGAAGCUGCAAAAGAUCCCAACAACAACUUCAAUGUGACUUUUAACCCCAAUGCAGUUUCAGUAACAGAUGGUCCAGUUCCAGAUGCACAAUCAACUGCCACACCUGGAACAACUACUGCUCCUCCACCAACUCCAACAACAGCUGCUGAACCUCUCUACACAGUUCAAGCACAGUUGUUUAAUGAAACCUUCACAGACCAAUUAAACAACCCUAACAGCCCUCAAUACAAAGAUCUUGAAUCAAGAAUUAAAAAAGCAUGUAAAGAAAUAUACCAAGCAAAAUAUGGAAAGGCAUUUUCCCGGUGCAUUGUGAAAAAGUUCAGUCCUGUUCCAUCACAAGUUGAUGAAGUUGGAGCAGAGUUGGGGAUUGCCUUCAGUCCGACCACUCCAACUGAAGACCUCCCACAAAAUAAUGUUGUUGCUGAAACCUUGGCUGAAGCUGCAAAAAAUCCCAACAACAACUUCAAUGUGACUUUUAACCCCAAUGCAGUUUCAGUAACAGAUGGUCCAGUUCCAGAUGCACAAUCAACUGCCACACCUGGAACAACUACUGCUCCUCCAACAACAGCUGCUGCACCUCUUUAUACACUUGAAGCACAGUUGUUUAAUGAAGCUUUCACAGACCAAUUAAACAACCCUAACAGCCCUCAAUACAAAGAUCUUGAAUCAAGAAUUAUUAAAGCAUGUGAAGACAUUUACCAAGCAGAAUUCCCUAGUAAAUUUCUCAAGUGCACUGUGAAAGAGUUCAGUCCUGUUCCAUCACAAGUUGAUGAAGUUGGAGCAGAGUUGGCGAUUGCCUUCAGUCCGACCACUCCAACUGAAGACCUCCCACAAAAUAAUGUUGUUGCUGAAACCUUGGCUGAAGCUGCAAAAAAUCCCAACAACAACUUCAAUGUGACCUUUAACCCCAAUGCAGUUUCAGUAACAGACGGUCCAGUUCCAGAUGCACAAUCAACUGCCACACCUGGAACAACUACUGCUCCUCCACCAACUCCAACAACAGCUGCUGAACCUCUCUACACAGUUCAAGCACAGUUGUUUAAUGAAACCUUCACAGACCAAUUAAACAACCCUAACAGCUCUCAAUACAAAGAUCUUGAAUCAAGAAUUAAAAAAGCAUGUAAAGAAAUAUACCAAGCAAAAUAUGGAAAGGCAUUUUCCCGGUGCAUUGUGAAAAAGUUCAGUCCUGUUCCAUCACAAGUUGAUGAAGUUGGAGCAGAGUUGGGGAUUGCCUUCAGUCCGACCACUCCAACUGAAGACCUCCCACAAAAUAAUGUUGUUGCUGAAACCUUGGCUGAAGCUGCAAAAAAUCCCAACAACAACUUCAAUGUGACCUUUAACCCCAAUGCAGUUUCAGUAACAGAUGGUCCAGUUCCAGAUGCACAAUCAACUGCCACACCUGGAACAACUACUGCUCCUCCACCAACAGCUGCUGCACCUCUUUAUACACUUGAAGCACAGUUGUUUAAUGAAACCUUCACAGACCAAUUAAACAACCCUAACAGCCCUCAAUACAAAGAUCUUGAAGAAAGAAUUAUUAAAGCAUGUGAAGACAUUUACCAAGCAGAAUUCCCUAGUAAAUUUCUCAAGUGCACUGUGAAAGAGUUCAGUCCUGUUCCAUCACAAGUUGAUGAAGUUGGAGCAGAGUUGGCGAUUGCCUUCAGUCCGACCACUCCAACUGAAGACCUCCCACAAAAUAAUGUUGUUGCUGAAACCUUGGCUGAAGCUGCAAAAAAUCCCAACAACAACUUCAAUGUGACCUUUAACCCCAAUGCAGUUUCAGUAACAGACGGUCCAGUUCCAGAUGCACAAUCAACUGCCACACCUGGAACAACUACUGCUCCUCCACCAACUCCAACAACAGCUGCUGAACCUCUCUACACAGUUCAAGCACAGUUGUUUAAUGAAACCUUCACAGACCAAUUAAACAACCCUAACAGCCCUCAAUACAAAGAUCUUGAAUCAAGAAUUAAAAAAUCAUGUAAAGAAAUAUACCAAGCAAAAUAUGGAAAGGCAUUUUCCCGGUGCAUUGUGAAAAAGUUCAGUCCCAUCACAACACGAACUGAAGGAGUAAUUGCAGAUUUGGCAAUCGCUUUCGCUGGGACCACUCCAACUGCAGAACUCCCCAAAAAUAAUGAUGUUGCUGAAACCUUGGUUAGAGCUGCAAGCGAUACCAACUCUAACUUCGAUGUGUCUUUUAAUCCAGUUUCAGUUGCAUUAAUAGAUGGUCCUGUUCCGGAUGCACAAUCAACUGCUGCACCUGCCAUAACUGCACCUGGAGCUACAACUGCUGCACCUGCAUCUACAACUGCUGCACCUGCCACUUCUGCAGCUGUAGCUACAACUGCAGCACCUGCCACUGCUGCACCUGCAGCUACAACUGCAGCACCUGCCACUGCUGCACCUGCAGCCACAACUCCUGCACCUGCCACUGCUGCACCUGGAGCUACAACUGCAGCACCUGCCACUGCUGCUCCUGCACCUGCCACUACUGCUCCUGCAGCCACAACUCCUAUCUGUUCUUCAAAAUUUUACAAAUGA